Cryptotermes secundus is the source of this 1832-nucleotide messenger RNA. RefSeq names its product FAD synthase. The record is from RefSeq and is a predicted model, not a curated record. The transcript is spliced from 12 exons. Gene Ontology annotation, molecular function: catalytic activity. Lineage: Eukaryota; Metazoa; Arthropoda; Insecta; Blattodea; Kalotermitidae. The coding region runs from base 74 to 1684 and encodes 536 amino acids.
AUUCGUUUAUUUAUUUACUUCCUAUCCAUGGAUCAUUACACAUGAUACAGGACAAGUUGUGGUUGUAUCAAAUAUGCAAAGAUAUGCAACAGUUUUUCGCUUUAUGCAAAGAAAACGUCAAUUUGUUAUUAAUCGAUCAUAUAUUAGACAUUUGAGUGUCUGCUGCGAGAUUCCUACUAGAAUUCAUCGGAGAUUAGCAGUGGAAUUACAUUGGAAUUUAAAUCAGUGUAGAAACAUGUUUCUUCAUUCCGAAUUAAAAUGUUAUUCAUCAAACAAAUCUUGGAACCUAGUUAAUCAUGAAGAACCGAGAUCCGCUGGUAUUAUUGUGAUUGGCGAUGAAAUCUUAAAAGGUCAAGUACAUGAUACUAAUUCCUACUUUAUUGCUGGAAGCUUGUACAAACUUGGAUUGAAAGUAGGCAAGAUAUCUGUCAUUGGCGAUGUUGAAGAGGUGAUAUCUAAAGAAGUGAAGAAAUUUUCACAGGAAUAUACAUAUGUGAUUACAACAGGAGGCAUUGGACCAACCCAUGAUGAUAUCACCUUUCAGUCAGUGGCAAAGGCUUUUGAAGAAUCACUCAUUCCACAUCCAGAGCUGGUUAAACUUGUCUCUGACUAUUAUAAAACAGUUGAUCUCAAUUCACCAGCAAUGAAGAUGGCUCAUGUUCCUAGCUCAGCUAAACUAAGGUAUGGAUACGAUGCAGCCACGGGACGGAAAACUCUGUAUCCCAAUGUGUCAGUAAGGAAUGUAUACAUGUUUCCUGGAGUGCCACAGCUCAUGGAGAAAUUAUUUACUUCAUUCAGCCAGGAAUUAUUUAGUGGAGGACCCAGAAAGUUCUUCAUGAAAGAAUUAUAUUUGAAAGCCAAAGAAACUACAAUUGCUGAAACUCUGAGCAGUGUUGUGAAAGAAUUUCCACAGGUCACUAUUGGCUCUUAUCCUAAACUUUUCCACAGUUACUACAGUGUACUGGUCACAGUGGAGUCUCAAGCAGAAGAGGAUAUGAAUAAUGCCUAUAUAAAGUUAAGAGCUGCAUUGUAUAAAGAUGUUGUUUAUUAUGACAAAGUUCCUCUGGAAGAUGCAUAUGAAAAAUUGCAGAAUUAUAUUAAAUCAUGUAAUAAUCCAUUCUGUCUGACAGCGGUUAAUGUGAUUAAACAAUGUCUACAGGAAUACAGUCCAGAAGAAAUAUGUGUUUACUUUGACGGUGACAUAGCGUCAAAUUGUGUACUGCAUUUGUACUGUGCUUUGAUACAGAAGGAAGGUUCCAUUCCUAGGAUACAGGCUGUGUGUAUCAAGGAGAAGCAGCAUUUACCUGAGCUGGAAUCAUUUGUGGUUGAAACCAUCACCAGGUAUAAUAUAAAUUAUGACGUAUUUGAGUAUCAGCAGAAGUCAUCAUUUCUGCAACUGUCAACUCGUCAGCCACCUAUAAAAGCCGUUAUUAUUGGUAACUUAAGUUGUGAGCAACAAAUAAGUGACUGCAAGAAACUGUUUGAAGAAAAUACUGAUUACUCGAAUAUCAGAUGGAUAAUGCCACUGAUAAAUUGGGAUAAAAAUGAUGUGUGGAACUUCAUUCGAGCACUGACCCUCCCAUACUGCACAUUGUAUGAUCAAGGGUAUACAACAGUGGGGAGCACAAAAGCCUUGCUGCAAGCUUUAAUGGACAUGAACAAGUCAGCAAAAGAACUGAAGUAGCAUGGUGAUGGUAUGCAUAGUAGCAUACUUGAUGCAUCUCCACUUCAUGAAUGCUGAACAACACAUUUGCUCAGUCAGAAGAAGGUGUACCCAGCUCUGUAUAUUCUUACUGUAAUAUGAUGUAAAUAUAAUGUUUCUAUUCACGGUA